Molecule: messenger RNA, 2211 nt
Organism: Paramecium tetraurelia
Lineage: Eukaryota; Ciliophora; Oligohymenophorea; Peniculida; Parameciidae
Exons: 3
Biological process (GO): regulation of protein stability; protein deubiquitination
Cellular component (GO): nucleus; cytosol
Molecular function (GO): cysteine-type endopeptidase activity; cysteine-type deubiquitinase activity
Source: RefSeq, a predicted model, not a curated record
AUGGGUAUCAUCUAAGAUUUUAACAAAUAAAACUUUGGAUGUUUGAAAUUAUCUAAAACAUAUAUAUAAGAGUUGAAUAUAAUGAUUACGAAAUUGCAGUUGACAGUGUUUUCUAUGUUUUUAAAUUUUAUGUUGCAAUAAUUCUUGAAUAUGGGAUUCACUCAGUAAUAGAUUUUGAAGGCUUAACAAAUUUGCAAGUAAUAUAGAAACUUAGAGAUUUUGGAUGUGCUUCUGAAAAAUGUUUAGUCUCCAAUAAAAGAUUAAUCUCAAUAACAAUCCCAAUCCCAGAUUUUGAGGGAAUUGUCAUUUGAUGUUUUGACUCCUGAUCAACGAUUGCGAUAAAAGGGAAUACCUGUAGGAUUGAAAAAUUUGGCUAAUGUUUGCUAUUUGAAUUCUCUGGUUUAGACAUAUUUUCAUAACCCAAUCUUUGUGAAGGAGAUAUUGAGCUUUAAAUACCCUGUGCAAUUGAAUUUCGAGGAUCUCUUAAACAAGAAUGAGGCAAAAGCAAAGAGAAUAAAGUCAUCAAUCGAUUUAGUUGUGCAUUUGUAGAGGUUUCAAAAAAUAAAUAUUUUUAGACUGUUUGCUUACUUAGUUCACACAGAUAGAAAGUACGUUGAUCCAUACAGAGUGUUCUUGAAUGUUGUAGAUGAGUUUGGUAAUAGGUUUUAAUUGGGGGAUUAAAAGGAUUGGGCGGAAUUCAAUUUAUAAUUUAUAACAUGCAUUGACGAGGGAUUGAAAUAUCAUGAGAAUAAAAUAAUGGAUGCUGAAAUGUAGAACAAAGAUGAAAGUGGGGACAUGCAUGAAUCAGAUUAGUAUUAGAAUGAUAGAAACAAAUCUGGAAUUACUUAAACAAGAUCUAUGAUACUAUUGGAUGAGAACAAGGCCAAAUUGAUAGAAUAACAGCCAUUGCAAUCAUAACCUUAGAAUUAGACAAUAAUCAAUAGAUUAUUUUUUGGAAAAACCAAAGAGUAUAUCACACAUCCCAAUCAGAGAAAUCAGAGUGAAGAACAGGAGUAAAUAUUCUUGUAGAUUAUAUUGAAUGUGAAGAACAAGAGUUUAUAUUAAGCUUGGGAAGCAAACAAUUCCUUUUCAAUAGAAGGAUAUCGUAAUGGAAGUGAAGUGAUUGAGUUGGCUGAGAAAGCUAUUUGGAUUACUUAGAUUCCUGAUUCCUUGUUAUUCCAAAUAUAAAGAGUGGGGUAUGACCCAGAGAGAGGAUUGAUCAAAUUGAAUGAUGAAUUUCGAUUUGAGAAGGAGAUCUAUGCAGAUAGAUUCCUCUUGGAGAACAGAUAGAAGGUUAUCGAAACACAAUAGCAAUUAAUUGAACUCAAAAUUAAAUAAGCUGAAUUAUUGUUUCAGAUGGAUAAAUACCAAAAUUAUAAUGGCAUUUCAAUGUUAACUGUCUUGAGCACAGCUACUAAGUAUGUGAAAGAGGCGAAACCAGAUGAUGAAAUUAUGCAAUAGAGGAUUGAGUAAUGUAGAUUAAGUAUUCAACUGAUUUUAUAGAAACAUCAGUUUGAAUUGGAUGAAAUUAAUUAGAAGAUUGAAGACUUGUAUGCUAUAAUGAAAAAAUACAAGUAUUUUCUGUAAAGCAUUUUAAUUCAUGAAGGGGCAGCAGAGUCUGGUCAUUAUUAUACUUAUAUUUACAAUCCAUCGUUGAAACAUUGGUUUAAAUUCAAUGAUAUCAAUGUCACUUAGGUGAGUGAGGAGAAAGUGUUGCGUGAUGCUUAUGGAGAUGGCAAAUCAAAAACUAAUGCAUACUGUUUAAUCUAUUAACGUGCUGAUCAUUUUGAACCUCAAUCUUAUUCAGAUUACACGAACAAUUCUGUUUAUGCUCAGUACAUUCAAUAGAAUCUCUAUGAAGAAGUCAAAAAUGAUAACAAAAAGUUUUCAAUCGAACAAUAAGAACAUGAACUUGUAGAGUUGGGAGAUUUGGUAGUUGAGAUUUAUAAUGUAUAAUUCCAAUAAGUAAAUGAAAUGGCUAGGAAAUUCAAAUAUAGAAAUGGUAAUCCACUCAACAAUUUUCCAACCUAUUUGCGCACUCUGUUAGAUCAGAUGAAUGAUCUAGUGAAGUGGAGCAUCUUGGAUUAUGCCAUCAGAGAAGCAUCUCAAGGCAAAAGAAAUUUGAGAGAUUACCAAGAAUAAAUGAUCUUUCAAUAAAGGUGUAUAUCUAUUAUAUUGAUCCUAGAAUCAAAUACAAUUUUGAAUAAUUGA